AUGAAUCUAUUGCCAUCAAAAGAAUGGUCAAAUAUGAGAAUGCUUGAAGAGCUCAGUUCAAAUUAUCAUUUUGCCGGAGUUGAUACAACAAAGGACAAAAUCAAGAAAGUUUUAUCAAUUUUCUGGAAUGAAAAGAUGAAUUGUUCUGACACAUGCAAUACUUCAAAAGAAAGAGCAAAGGCAAUGCAAUCAAAAGAAAUACUGAAAAAGAGCCCAGUGCAAAUAGCGUAUCAAGAGUUCCUCCAACCUGAAGAUAAUCAAAAUGAUGACAUCAAUAAAAAUGAAAACUAUUCAAAUAAUAGUAAUUCUAAUGUUGCAGGAUUACCAAAAUCAAAGAAAAGAAAACGCAUCAGAACUACAGAUCUGCGUGCUGCUGGUUGGGAGAACAAAGUUAGGAUAUUAAAUGAAUACUUUGGUACGAAAAGUGUUUUAAAUCUAACGAAAUCAUCAAUCAUACCCAAACGUCUGAAGUCUUCGGUUGAUGACAUUUGUAAGCACUAUCGCCUAGUAUUGCCCACACUGUUGAAGAAUAAAGAAUAUAGAGCUUUAAAAUAUAUUAGUAAAUGUCAUACAAAAGAAGAUCUAUACCAAUCUGUUAAGGAAAUUGAUCCUUUUUGUGAUGAGUCUGAACUUCCCUUCAUAAAAUUAGCUAUACAAAAGCUAUGCUACCUAUGGCACCAUAAUAUAUUAAAAGGUGACCAUAACGAAGAUUGGUACCGAGUAAAUGUUUACGGUGACCUGUUUGAUCUUAUUUUCUGUGGACAAACAGGCUAUGAAACUAAAAGGGCGGAGUGUCAUUCUCAUAUCGUAAAAUCACUAAGGGCAAUGGUGUUAUAGAACAAGCUCUGGAUAU
Messenger RNA from Cokeromyces recurvatus, 853 nucleotides. RefSeq lists its product as uncharacterized. NCBI's taxonomy places the organism in Eukaryota, Fungi, Mucoromycota, Mucoromycetes, Mucorales, Mucoraceae. The transcript is spliced from 5 exons. The record is from RefSeq and is a predicted model, not a curated record. Bases 1 to 837 code for a protein of 278 amino acids.